AGACUUCCCACUUCUUCCUACGUCCCAAUCUCUACUCAGCGUCGGCGAAUCCAUUCCCUGCAUUUGCGCCAUGGGUUUGUUCUGGGGCAGCUCGAACAAGGACGACCCCGUCAAAAAGCUUGACCCGGAUUUGCGGGAGUACCUUGAGCAUGAAGCCCCCAAGAAAUACGUGCCAGCUCCCCAGGAUGCCCCCCAGACGGUAGACACACAGGCUCAAGCCUCACAGCCGGGGCCCUCUGACAGCGCUGAGCCUUCCAAACCAGUCGUUCCCGCCGCUUCUCUGUUCCCUGAUGGCCGUUACGCGCACCUUUGGAAGACCUACAAACCACCCCAAGAUCAGGACGAAUCGCUUGCGCAGUCCGCAGAACGAGUGAUUGAGAAGUACAAGGAGCGUGGCAAUUCGGUGCACCGGGCUUCGAUGGAGAAUUGCGCCUUGGAGCAUGAGGCCUUGUCAUACUGCUUCAAGACAGGCAACUGGCAGAAACGAUUGGAGGCCCGUGUGACUCUGUGCUCUGAGGAAAACACUAAAUUCUCUCGCUGUUUUACCACCCAGGCUAAAUUUCUCCAGGCCUUAGGAUACGCCUCGUCCUUCAACUAUGACGAAGAGAAGGAGGAACGGAUUCAGAUGCACGCCGAUAAACUCUACCAUCAGAUGCUGGACUACGAAGAAAAGGUCAAGGAGGCCAAGAAAGCCGGACAGGAACCCCCGCCCCUCACCUCCCUUUUCAACCCUCAGGCAGCGCCGCAGCCAAACCCCGACACCACGCCCGAGGCCCUUGUAAUCCCUGGAGGUGAGAAGAUCCCAGAAAAUAUGAAGCCAUCCAAGCCGUUGGCCAAGCUUACUCCGCAUGAGCGAGAGCUGGAGAUCCGCGUACACCAUGCGCAGCUGGAGCAGCAGAAGCUGUAUGUGCAAGAGGCAACGCCUUUCAUGAAGACCCAGGACGAGGCCCGGCAGAAGCGACGCGAGAAAGCCGUCAGCUGGUUCGGGGAGACGAUUGGCCGGUGGGUUACAUAGAGCUUAUGCGCGGUGCUUCCGCCAUGGACUGGAUAUUUCUCUUCUCUUGUAUGAUUACCCGAUUUGUCCCCGAUAUGUGGGAGUUUGAUUUUGAAAGCGAGUCUGCGACAAUUGACGUUGGCGUUACGCAUGGACAUGCAGGAUUACGGACUGAAGGGGUCUUUUUGUUCAUUACCUUUUUUCUUUCUCUUUUCUUUCGAAGAACGACGCCAGGGAAGACAAACGAAG
This is a messenger RNA of Aspergillus heteromorphus CBS 117.55, 1243 nucleotides long. RefSeq lists its product as uncharacterized. The coding region runs from base 71 to 1015 and encodes 314 amino acids. The transcript has 2 exons. NCBI's taxonomy places the organism in Eukaryota, Fungi, Ascomycota, Eurotiomycetes, Eurotiales, Aspergillaceae. The record is from RefSeq and is a predicted model, not a curated record.